AUGGCUAAUAAAAAGAAUCUAGAAGUUAAUAGAAAACUAAACAUGCAAAAGAGCAAUGAAGAAAGGCGUAGAAAAAGCAGGAAUUCAGACUUCUUUACAGCCCUCAACCUCUCAAAACUCCCAACUAAUGCAUUUGCUACUGCAAAUUACACAAUGUUAGAUAAGAGCGAUCAGUACUCGAGCUUAUCAGGGGAUGCUGAGUCUUCCAGUGAGUCUAUGAAAUCCUGAAUGACUUCAUCACAACAGACUUUGGAAAAUCUCGUCAUGCAAUGCUUUAAAAAUCAAAACUGCAUUACAGACUUGAAUCCAAGGUUUAUGGUGGAACUUGAAAAAUGUGACUCAAAGUUGAAGUUUGACUUUGGGGAAGCCGUUUAUUCAGGAAUUGUAUUCGGGGAUACAGAUAUUUGUGAGAUUCCUGACGAUUGUAUCGUUGAUGAACUAUAA
This is a messenger RNA of Blepharisma stoltei, 444 nucleotides long. The record is from the annotation of a GenBank genome assembly. Lineage: Eukaryota; Ciliophora; Heterotrichea; Heterotrichida; Blepharismidae.